AAGCCAAGGGCAUUCUCGUAAUUCCUUCCAUUCAUGAAGGCUUUCAGGUUCUGUUCUUACUUCUUAUCCAUUAAAUAGCCCUCUUCUUAAUUUCUCCCCCUUCCUCAUUUUUCUCCCUCCUCGAUUCCUGCAACCUAUGAGCAGAAAAUGCUCAAUUUAACAGAAAAAUGAAGCCGCGGAUAGGAUUUAGGCGAUGAAUCGAACGAUUCGCGAGAAACGGAUACGCGGCAUCGCCGGCGCCGGCCCUGGCCCUAGGAAUAAGACGAUUCUGACUCCGGCCGCCGGAAAAUCCGGGAGAAUUUUGCGAAUUUCAUUCGCGGAUGCCGACGCGACCGAUUCGUCGAGCUCUGAGGAAGACGGACCCACCUGGCGCAGGCGGCCUAAGAGGUUUGUCCAUGAAUUACCCAUCGGUAACUCCUUACCUGCACGCCGGAAGCCCCAUCAGCGGCUGACCCUGCCACCGGCGGAUCCACCACCGGGCGGCGGUGAGAGGAAGAAAUUCCGCGGGGUGCGGCAGCGGCCUUGGGGCCGAUUCUCGGCGGAGAUCCGUAAUCCGCUUUGCGGGAAGAGGCUUUGGCUGGGGACUUUUGACACUGCAGAGGAGGCCGCCGCCGUCUACGACCUCGCGGCCCUACAGAUAAAGGGUGCGAAGGCAGUCACCAACUUCCCCGUGGGGAAGAUCAAGUACGAAUUGGAGUCAUCGGACGCUCCGCCCACGCCGGCGGCUGUGUUGACUGUGGCUGAACCUGCAGCGCCGCUUACUUCUCCGACGUCCGUGCUCCAAUUCGAUGAGGACGAGUUGCCGUUCGGCGAGUGGCUCGGCUACGGCGACGUCGACGCUUUCGGAUUCAGCGUGGUGGAGACGCCGCUUUGCCUAUCGGAAUCUUUCAUCCCAAAGUCGGCGAAUUGGGAAAAGAUUGAAUUCGAAGAGCUCGACGACCUCUCGCUUCUGGAGUCCGCUGCGCUGCCGAGUUUUGGUUGAGUAUUAGGCCUUAGCUACUGAGUAGGAGUGAUGAGUGAGUCACCGAGUGAGAGAAUAAGGGAGCUGAUUUUUAUAAUAAUGGUAAUAGUCAAGAAAAUUUGUUAGAAUAUUCUGAUGAAAAUCAUAUCAAAAUGAUUUUUAAAUUUUUGAAUUUA
Molecule: messenger RNA, 1137 nt
Organism: Dendrobium catenatum
Lineage: Eukaryota; Viridiplantae; Streptophyta; Magnoliopsida; Asparagales; Orchidaceae
Product: pathogenesis-related genes transcriptional activator PTI6-like
Exons: 1
Coding region: 194-982 (262 amino acids)
Biological process (GO): regulation of DNA-templated transcription
Molecular function (GO): DNA-binding transcription factor activity; DNA binding
Source: RefSeq, a predicted model, not a curated record